Penicillium subrubescens is the source of this 1476-nucleotide messenger RNA. RefSeq names its product inositol phosphosphingolipid phospholipase. NCBI's taxonomy places the organism in Eukaryota, Fungi, Ascomycota, Eurotiomycetes, Eurotiales, Aspergillaceae. Bases 1 to 1476 code for a protein of 491 amino acids. The record is from RefSeq and is a predicted model, not a curated record. Gene Ontology annotation, cellular component: cytoplasm. Gene Ontology annotation, molecular function: sphingomyelin phosphodiesterase activity. The transcript has a single exon.
AUGGCCUCCUCUCUGCCUCCGAGUGAGCCUUUGAGUGAGCCUCCGACUCACAUUCGAAUCCUCACCCUUAAUUGCUGGGGUCUAAAGUACAUCUCCAAGUAUCGCCAUGAACGUCUGUCCGAGAUUGGGCGACAGCUGGCUCUGGCCGACCCGCCGCCAGAGAUAGUGGGCCUUCAGGAGUGCUGGACGCAGCAGGACUACGAGAGCAUUCGAGACCAAACCCGCCACAUACUACCAUACGGCAAAUUUUACUUUGGAGGAAUAUUCGGCGCGGGACUGGCCAUUCUAUCAAAGUGGCCUAUCGAGGAAAGCAGCAUGGUUCCGUACCCAUUGAAUGGACGACCAACAGCUUUCUUCCGGGGUGACUGGUUCGUGGGGAAAGGAGUCGCCUGUGCUAGGGUCCGAUUUGGACCUGGGGUGGCUGAUGUUGCUGAGGUCUUCUGUACACACUUGCAUGCGCCGUACGAGCGCGAGCCGAACGACUCCUAUCUAUGCCAUCGCACUGCUCAAGCUUGGGAGAUCUCCAAGCUCAUGCGUGGCGCUGCUGAGCGUGGACAUCUAGUCAUUGGUUUGGGUGACUUCAACAUGCUACCAUCUUCCUUUGCCCACAAGUUGAUCUCUGCCCAAAGUCCUGUCCGUGAUGUCUGGCGCGAGCUCCACCCGGACUCGUCCGUUGGCGCCGCCAUUGAUGACGUUGAAAAGGCACGGAACCGACCAAUCCCAUCAGCGGAAUUCAACUUGAUCGAGAAUGGUGCUACUUGCGACGGUGCCUUCAACACAUGGCGCUGGUCGAAAGCUCUGCAGAAGCAGCUCGACAAGGGUGACGAUAUUCCUGUAGACAAAGAUGCCCCCGACGCUCGCGCCAAACGUCUCGACUAUAUCUUUGUCGGUGAUGGCGGUUACGCCCCGGGUUUCCCUCCACCACGCUGGUCCGUCGAGUCUGCACAGGUCGGCAUGACCCAGCGCCAUCCCACUCUCCGCUGCUCCUUGAGCGACCACUUCGCCGUCGAGGCUGUCAUCACUCGCUGCGCUGAAGGAACAGGUCCUUUGCCAUCAACUCAAACCGAACCAGCCCCAUCACCCACCGAACCACCUCUUGAAAAGACGACUUCUGCCUCGUUCGCACCAAAUGCCGCUCUGUCUCCACAUACAUACGAUCUCAUCAUCGAAAUGAUUCAUGCUUACGUGCGCCGCGAGCGAUCACAGCGUCGCUGGCGACUGAUUCACUUCAUUUUGUCUGUAUUCAUCUCUAUUGGGUGCAUGAUCGGCGUGUGGUGGGUCGGCAACCGCACCUAUAUCGGGUUCAUCUUGAUCCUGGUCAGUACGCUGAAUUUCGGGGCUGGCAUUCUGGAUGGAUUGAUUGGUGGGCUGUUCGUUUCGAGUGAGCUCCGUGCUCUGAAGGAGUUUGAGUGGGAGGUACGGAAUGCCAGAAGUCUGGUCCUGGCUGCAGAGAAGGGUCGUCCUGGAAGCUCCUAG